GGGAGCAGUCACUCGGCAGCGGCCGUCGGGACCGGUGCACGCGUCACACGCAACUGACAUUUCAAUUUGACAGCUGUGGCUGUCCAUCACGCGCCCUUUGCAUCAAAAAACUAGUGCGGAAUUAAGAAAUCAUGCUAAUCGAUUUCGAUAAAUAUUAAUGUGCAUUCAGAUGAACUGACUUCAUUUAUUUGUGAACUGUGUAUAAUAAACUUGUAGCUGCAUAAGUGAGAUGGCGUUCGAAGACCGUUGCAGUCCGAACCAGGCGAACAGCCCUGGGCCCGUGACGGGGAGAGUUCCUGCCCCACACCCCGAGACACCGAUGAGCUACUGCCCCCCAAGUCAGUAUACUUGCACCACGAUAGACUCGAGAUACGAGCGAACCUCCCCAAAUAUGACGAUAGUCAAAGUGCAACCGAACUCUCCGCCCCCAAGUCCUAUGAAUCAGAGCGAGAUGGAUGGAUUCCAGAACUACUACAGACCUGAAACGCCUGAUGUGAAGCCCCAGAUAGGAACAGAAGACCAGCGGUUUGGUGAUGACAAAUUAAGGGCACAAAGGCCUCAACCAUCUGUGCCUAUAGCCUUCUCAAUCAACAACAUUCUACACCCUGAAUUUGGACUCAACGCGUUAAGAAAAACAAACAAAAUCGAGGGUCCCAAACCAGUUGGGCCAAACCACAGCAUCUUAUACAAGCCCUACGACUUAUCGAAACCGCAAAAUGAUUUUCAAAAAUACAGUUUCGAUUACCUUAAAGCUAAAGAGUCGGAGUUUGGGUCCUUACCGCCACUUGGAGGGUUGAGGCAGACGGUUUCUCAAAUUGGGGAGCAGGUUCCUAAAGAGAGGGAGAUGCCUAAAGUGAUUGAGAAUCAGAAGAGGCCAGAUUCAGCCAGUUCUGUGGUGUCUUCGACUUCAAGUGGUGCUUUAUCGACUUGUGGGAGUACGGAUACGAAUAGUCAGUCAGGCAACGGGACAUUGUGGCCUGCCUGGGUCUACUGCACCAGAUACAGUGAUCGGCCUAGCUCCGGUCCCAGAAGUAGAAGAAUGAAGAAGAAAGCCACACCAGAAGAGAAAAGACCGAGAACUGCCUUCAGCGCCGCUCAGCUUGCUAGAUUAAAGCACGAGUUCGCGGAGAACCGCUACCUGACAGAGAGAAGACGGCAGAGCCUGGCAGCGGAGCUGGGCCUGGCGGAGGCUCAGAUCAAGAUCUGGUUCCAGAACAAGCGAGCCAAGAUCAAGAAGGCGUCUGGCCAGAGGAACCCGCUGGCGCUGCAGCUCAUGGCACAAGGCUUGUACAACCACAGCACUGUUACUGAGAGUGACGAAGAAGAAGAGAUUAAUGUCACGUAAUUUUGUUAAUGGAAAGUGGCAUGACCAUCAUUGAUUAAUUAAUUUUUUUAGGUUGUUAAUGGAAAGUGGCAUGACCAUAAUUGAUUAACUACAUUUUGUAGCGUUACGGAAGGUUUUUGGCACCGAUUUAAUGAAAGAUGGCAGUGCCACUUCUGGUCACAAUUUGUAUCUCGUCCAAUACUGUAAUGUAUACAGAGAAUGUAUUAUAAAUAGUGGUAGUAGCCACUUCUGGUCAAGAAUAAGUGCGUCAUUUAAUUGUGUGGAGAAUUCUAGUUGAUAUAUUUAUUAAAGCAUAGUAAUAAUGCUUAAUUUUCCGCCCAAUAAUUUAGGAGAGAAAUAAUUAAUCAAAAGUGGCAUGACCACCUUUGAUUAAUUUAUAUAUGGGCUGCCUUUUUGUAUCGCCAUUUUGAGACUAUGAUGCCUAAUAUUAUAAUGACAUUAAGGAACUAUUUCACAAUGUCUUAUAAAGCUUCUAAUAUGCUAACUGACGGAUAAUUUAACGUACAUCUUAAAUUAUGUGUCAGUUAGGAUAAUGGCGACUUUAGGUGCUUUUCCAUCAGAGAUAUGCUAUGAAGAUGUAAUAGCUAAGCUGUGUAACUAUGUGACCGUUUCCACUGAUACUAAGCUAUGUAGCUGUGUGAGGAAGAUGCGGGUAUCGAUAGUCGAGAAGCCAUCCAUAGCACGCAUCUUUCCAUAUAAAAAACAUAGAUUAGCUGAAUCCGUUUCCACCAGUGCGAAGCUGUGUACCAAUGAAUAUGAUUGGUGGAAGCCAAACGUAUUCACAGCAACGUAGCAUAGCACAUCUCUGGUGGAAAAGCAACAAUAAUUAGGCAUUAUGAAAUAGACAUGUAAUAGAAAACGGUUCUUUAAUAAAUAUUAAAGUAUAUGUUCCUGGUAGACUAUUGUUAUAUAAAUAAAUAGAUAUUAGAAUAGGUAUUUAUUACUAAUCAGUAUAAAAUAGUUUGUUUAUAAGGAUAUUGUACAUAUGCUGUUAAUAUAUAGGUUAAUAGAAGCUGCUUUGCGAGAAUAUAGUCCUUUUUUGCAUAACUCCCGAACGAUUUGCACUGAUAUCGACUAAUUUUCUUUUUGUGUGGAUUGUCAUAGAAUUAAUCUUGAUAUAAUAGGGAUGAUGACGGGUAUGAAAAUUAAAAAUCUAUUUAGUCCGUCAGUUAGAUAAUGAAAAAAUAUUAGACACGUAUUUUUUAU
Spodoptera frugiperda (fall armyworm) is the source of this 2551-nucleotide messenger RNA. RefSeq names its product segmentation polarity homeobox protein engrailed-like. Bases 230 to 1345 code for a protein of 371 amino acids. The transcript has 3 exons. Gene Ontology annotation, cellular component: nucleus. Gene Ontology annotation, biological process: regulation of transcription by RNA polymerase II; neuron differentiation; multicellular organism development. The record is from RefSeq and is a predicted model, not a curated record. NCBI's taxonomy places the organism in Eukaryota, Metazoa, Arthropoda, Insecta, Lepidoptera, Noctuidae. Gene Ontology annotation, molecular function: DNA-binding transcription factor activity, RNA polymerase II-specific; RNA polymerase II cis-regulatory region sequence-specific DNA binding.